AUAUUUAUAAUCGAGAAAUGACAUAAAUAAACAAUUAAUAAUUUCUAUUUUAUACUAAUGAACUAUGUGACUCAUUUGAUUGUUCAUGUGUCUUGUUUUAGUAUUCAGUUUUAUGUUAUUUAGGUAAGAGUAUGUUGUUAUUAAUUCAAGUCAGUUCUUAAUCUAUUAUUAUAAGCUACAGUUUACAAUCAAAAUGAAGGAAGACGAGUUGAAGUAUACCCUCCGCUUGUUAGAUAAUUUGUGUGAAGAAGUUUUCGAGGAAAUCAUUAAAGUUCACUAUGAUGCAGAAGAAUCUAAAUCAAUAAGUGAAUUAUCAAGCCAAUCAUUAGAUUUUUUAAAAAUAAAUCUAGCAAGAAAUCCAGUGACAACUUCUAUAAUUCUCGAUUUCUUACAAUCCCAUAUAAACGACCAAACAACUUUGCUUAAACUGCAAUAUUUAUAUUUAGAAGUCCUAAAAUCAGAAAUAUCAAAUAAUUCUCCUGAUCGGGUGAUAACUAUUUUAUCAUUGGCAAGAUGGGAUGAUAAGUUACAAACACAAUUUAUUAAUGAGAUAUUUCCACAUUUCUCUGAUGAUAUAUUCAGACAGCUCAGAAAACAGAUCCUUAUUAGUCUUGUAAGCCAUGAGAAACCAGAACUCAUAAACAUAGCAUCAGAUGUUAUGCACAAGAAUGAAUCACAGAAACAUUUUAAAUUAACUGCAGAAUAUAUGAUAGAACUUUGCUACCAGGAUAAGACCCAUUGGCUUUUGAAAGCUGCUCAAGUUUAUAAACAACAACUUCAUGAUAUGAAAAAUGUGACUUUUGAAAUUAAUAAUUUUACUAAGCAAAUUCUUAUAAUGGUAUUGAUUGAUCUAACAAAUUGCCCUGAGACAUAUGACUUGCCUUCAUUAGUUAAUCAGUUGACAAACAUAUUCUCAAUCCUUGAUGCCUACACAACUACAGAUUGUCAGCUACAAUUUUAUAUGACUGAAAUUAAGAGAGAACUGACAGUGAUCAAAUUUUGUCUAGAAAAUAAUUGUAAAAUUAUGAGCACAUCAAUUUUAAGCCAAGUUUUAAGCCAAAGUGCAUUAACAGUUAUAUCUCAAGUUUGCAGACUGUCUAGAGUAGAUAGGUACAAAGUCUCUAGAUUACUAAAUACAAAUAAUGAGUUUAUCACUGAACUGUUGUCCCUUAGUAAUAAAAAUAACUGGGACAAAUUUAUAAAUAUUGGUUCAAACUGGGAUAUUUCCACUUACAACUGUUACUGUGCAAUAACAAAGGUAAUUGAUACUAUAUUAAAUACAUCUGAAGGUAUGGAAAACACCCAGGAAAUGAGUACAUCAUUGGAUGAUAUCAAACGCCUUGUCUUAUCAAUUCAACCUUUGCAAUAUUGUAUAGAAGCUAUAGAAGAUAUAUUCUCCUGUUUAUUUUUGAGAUAUGAAUAUUUCUCUUGCUAUGAACAUACUCAGGACUAUCCUUGCGGCACACAUUCAGAGUGUUCAUAUUUUUAUUCUAAAAAGCAGAAUAAAAAUCCAAAAAGUAUAAACAGUUCGCGUGCAGGUUUCCUGUGCAAUUCUUUUACGACGCAAAUUAUUUUAAAUACUCUAAAAUUAUGUUUAGAAAAGUUAUGGGAGAGAGGAGACGUUAGUAAUAUAAAAAUGGACGAUCAAAACACGUCGGCUCGUUUGAAAAGGCUUACAAAUGUUAUCAAUCACUCAAUUUGGAAAAUGCAACUUGUUUCAACGCUUUCCCCUGACACAAAUCCAUUACAUCUGAAACUUUGUUUGGACUAUGUGGAGGUUGACGAAAGCAGUGAAGACGAAGAUCGUGAAUUAGACCAAAAGUUUGUGAGAAAGAAGCCGAAAAUGAGACGACGGAAUACCAAUCCUAAACCCGAAGUCGAUCACGCCAUGCUUGCGUCCACUAUUUCUGCGUCUGAAGACUCAUGUUCUUUAAAAAAGAACACGAUAGACUUCAUUUCAAUAAUGCUGGCGAAACCGAACUGCCUUGUCGCUUUGGCGUUGUAUCAAAACGAUUUCUCUAAAGCGAAUCAAAUCUUAGAGAUGUUCGAUCUCUCAGAUUCGGAAAUUGCUACAGAAGUUACUUUUACUGAACAAUUAAGGCACUUGAUUGCAAAAAUAAAAAAUAUUAUAUGUUAUCGAGAUUGUUCUCGGUAUCCUACGAAAGAACUGUCUGCCUUAUCUGUAGUAUCCACUGAGGUCAUGGGCCUCGUGGAGGGAUUCCUGGCUUCGAACAGAGCCCCGAAUUCAUUCGACAUUAUUGAAUUAGGUGCUCGUCAUUCACACUUACAACUCUAUAGCCACCAAAACGCGCCAUUUAUAAACGCUGUUGACAUACUCCUUAGUAGUGGACUCAAUCGAGAAAUAACGUAUGGAUUGAUAAAUGUAGUAGAGCGAAAACUUGCAGAAGUAAGAAGCAGCACGGACGUCAUGGCUGUAAAGAAGACUAAUUAUAUUCGAUUCGUUGAAGAUAUUGCUAGCGUAACUUUUGAAAUCUUUGGUAACACAGACAAAUCUUUUGAUUUCGUUGACAAUAUUUGCGAAUUAAUAACGGAUUGUCGAAUCCCUAUCAAACAUAAGGAAUUUUGUAAAUUAAAUCAACUCUCUAAAGAGCUACGACAAUGUUGCAUAGAUUUAGCCGACAUCGUUAACCCAAGUAAAACUAAUAAGUUGGACGAAAGUACAUUACAAAAGUAUCAUCAAAUUUACAUGAAUGUCGUCGCUUCCUCUGAUAAAGAUUUAUGUAACAUAAACGAAGUUUCACGUCAUGGAACUAAAAAAGCCAGAGUGCAUUACUUAAGAAAAUGUUACAUGUACGCGAAAUCUGUAUCGCAAUUGGAACAAGAGGAUAAAGUUAACGAAGCACCUGUUGACGCACCAUACUUUUCGGUGUUCGAAAGACAAUUACACGAUAUAUUUGGAAAUAUGAUAAACAACAAGGAGUUACCGAUCUCGUAUUUAGAACCUAUAUGCAAGAAAUUAAACGUAAAUUUGAUCCCGAAACUAAUUCUCAACUUUUGUCCGUCAAUUACUUUAGCGGGGCCUUUAAGAGAAGCCAAAGAAGAAAAUUUUAAUAAUCUGCUACAGGUCGUAUAUGACUUGAAAAAUUCGGAAGAAAAAUUGUUUGUUGAACCCAUGGCUGAUUUUGCUCCCUUACCGCGAACUCCAGAUCCUCAAAGUUUAACAUACAUCGUUUUGCAUAAUUGGGUGCUAGCUCACAUAAUUAGAAAAAUUCAUCCAUCUUUAAGCGAAAGUACUACCCGACAGAACAUAGAUGCUCGAACAAAACACCUCAAUAAAUAUAUGGAUUUGGAAAGAUUUGACUACACGAAAGUUCUUUUCGAUGGAAACAAAUGUUUAGCUUCACUUCAUACAAUAAUAGAUCUGGACAAAUUAUUUUUAUAUUUGCCACGGCUGUUAGAGUCCGGAAAAAUAUUGCAAUGUCUCAAAAUAUUGGACGCACUAUCAGAACGUCAGCUCAUGUGCAGCGCUAAUUUAACGAACAUACGGGAUUUGAUUUUAUUUAAAAUUGCCACUAACCCAAAAAUUUACAAUAAUUGGAAGUAUUGCCAGUAUCUCAAAUGCAACGAGUUGAAGUUAGAUCUCAUUCUCAAUAAUUUAUCAGCGUGGCCGGCAGAAGGAGCUCUUGAAGCAAUUAAUUACCUAAGAUUUAUUUUAGACCAAACAGUUGUAGAGGAAAAUUUAUAUGAAAAAUGUACAGACUGGAUCGUGAAGAUACCACUUUACGAGCAGAUAGCCUCCAUAAUGGGUACGAAUCAUUGGUACACUAUAUACGAAAAGUCAACGGAAAAUCCUGAAAAUAUAAUUGAAGUCCUAAUGGAUAGUCAACAGUUUAAACUAUGCUUAGAAUGGGCUGAUGUCCAUGAUGUUUCUGAUUAUAUGAAAAAUCUAAUUGUGAUAAAUCUUUUGCGUCAAUUAUUUGAAUACACGAAUCAAGCGACACCAUCUUUAGUCCAGGAAUUGCUUGAACGGCUUCCAAAUAGUCAGGCAAUGGAUUUAGUUUGUGAAGAAAUAUCAAAAAUCAGGAACAUAGAAAUUUUGAAAGUUUGUAUUGAUUUUAUAUCCACUAAUAGUAUAGCUUGGAAAACAUUCGAAAAUAUUAAAAUGGGCUUUCAAAUUAUGCUAGAAAUAGAAGCAAAUUCGAGACAUUUGUUCUGGGAGUUAAUAGAGAAGCCACUAAUCAUGAUUGAACAACUAUUGAUGAACGCAAAGCUAGAAAUAUUGGUUAAAAUAAUUAACAAAAUCGCGCCAACUUUGAAAAACGACAUAACCGGUGAUAAUCUUUACUAUAAUAUUAAAUCUAUCGAAACAUUAUUGAUUUCACGAAAUUCAGUGGACGCUCUGUUAAGAUAUUACGCAGAAAAAGCGCUAGACAUGAAAAAUCCACGACACACUUGUCCCUCACCACCUAAACCGUGGGAUGACUCGUUGAUGCAAUCGUUAGAUUCUAUAAAUAUAGAGGCUACUUCAAGGCCCUUUGUGAUGCCUGAACACGUACCAACUAAGGAACAGUGGGUGGAAGAUUACACGGCAGAUAGAUGCAUGGUGUGCAAAAUAUCUAUAUUCUCUAUGAUUAUACGUAGACAUCACUGCAGGCGAUGCGGGAGAGUUGUUUGUCAUGGAUGCUCGAGAAAUAAAAUGCAGGUACCCACAUAUCCAAGCAGCAUUAAAUUUCGUGUCUGCGAUGAUUGCUUUACGCAAACUAUGAAUAAGAAGUCUACUUCAGAGCGAGACAGUAUGAUGCUCAGUAGCAACUCGGAUUCGGGCAGCGCUACCACAUGCAUGGACUGGUGCCUUUCUUCUAACGCGAAGAAGAACGAAGCAGUUAGGGCAGAAUUUAGUUACGAAUUUACCCCUAACGUCACUCUCUGUUUGUCUAUAAUGAAGAUGCACACGAUCAACUUGGACUAUCCAAGAUUCCUGUUGGACCGCAGUGACGAGGUGGCUCGCGAGCUGGCGAGCGGGGGAGACUCCAGACUACUGGUGCGAGCGCGUCGCUCGCUAUUACUAGCGGCCGCAGAGCUCUACUCACGAGCACCCAAUGAAAAAUCGGCGAGCGCGCGCGUGGCGGAGACGGGCGCGGCGCACGCGGCGCGCUGCCUGGCGCACGCGGACGCCAUGGCCGCGCUCGUGGCGCACCAGGCGCACCAGCUCGUGCCGCACCACGGCGCGCACCCCAGUCAAAUUGUCCGUUCAUUACUGGAAGCAGAGAAAUGGGAGCUCGCUUUAGAGAUAGCGACAAAAUCGGGAAUUCCUCGUAACAGUGUACUCGCUGCGUGGGGUAAAGCUUGUUUAAAGGCUGGGUGUUUCAAAGAAGCUCGCAGAAAGUUCGCUCUCUGCUUCAAAAACGCACCAAAUGUUUGUGUGGAUGUCCAAGAAGAAUUAGAAUAUGGAAAAGAAGCUUCAGAAUCUCAUUUUGUAAACAGAAAACUACAUUUGAGAUCAGAAAGAUCUGUUUCUGUUUCAAGUAAUCAAUCAGAGAGUCGAUCACGGAGCAACCCUUUGUUAAAUGAAAUAAUAUCAAUGUUGGAAGAUAUGAACUACCCUGUUAAUCAACAAUUAUUAGACAAGGCAGAAAAUAUAAAGUCUACAAAUGAAAAAUUGUCAACUAUGAAUACCAGCAAGAAAAAGAUAUCUCUAACUGAACCAGCACUAAACAUAAUGCACACUCUAGCCAGCGUUAAAAAGAUCAAGCAAGGGGACUACAGCGAUUUUCAAACUGCCACUGUUCAGCCAAAGAAAACUCUGGCUCAAGGUCUUCUACGCAGAAAUAAUAACCACCAGGAACCAAAAGUGGAUCAUCAGAAGAAAAAACUUGACCCAUUCUUUUACAAAGAGUGCGUUUACUAUCUCAGUAACUACGGCUCACACGUCGCCAAUAUUAUGUUCUACAUGAAACACAGCAACAUGAAUGAAGUUAUUAGGUAUUGUUACGACAAUAUGGUCGACAAAGAGACUUUUACAGAAUCUGUUUAUAUGGAAUGCUUGAAGAUGGGCAAAGUAAAUGAUCUGUUAAAGGCUAUGAGUGACAUGGACAGUACAUUUGAAAUGUGGUCGGAGUACAUAAUGCACGUCUGCCGCACGCUGGAGGUGUCGAAGAAGCUGGAGGCGCUGUACGCGCUGCAGUGCGGCACGGGCCAGCACGCGCGCGCGUCGGCGUCGUGCGCGCUGCUGUACGCGCGGCCCGCGCCGCCCGCCGCGCCCUGCGCCGCGCUGCUGGCGCGCCAGCACCUGCUCGCCGCCGCGCUGCACCACCUGGCGCAGUGCGUGCCCGCCGCCACCAAAAUAAAUGAUCCAAGAUCAAUCCAGUUCUAUCUCGAUAAAACAACCAUAGACAAUCUGAUGACAACUGUGUCUCGACAAAUAGAAUUAGCUAAAUAUUUAGCCGCUAGUGAAGCGAGUGGCAGACUGACCGAGAAACUAGUAAACGAAAUCAUACCAGUUCAUAGUGGAAGGAAGAAUGAAAAUGAUCUAAGGCCAUUGACUCUGUUCGGUUCGACAACAGAUAAAAUAAGGAUUGUUGCAAUAGUCUUGGCCACUGGACCAACCAUAGAAGAAGGAUUCGAUUUAGCUUUUAAGAUUAUAAGUGAGCAUAAGUUGGACUCUAUGAACAUCUACACACACGUCGCCAAGUACUUGGUGAACGCAGACAGGUUCAUGGAGGUGAAAACUUUGGCUAAAUGCAUUCGUGCAUCGAAAGAAACCGCUGCCAACCUGAUGAGCGACCAGGUGCUGGAGGCGGGCGCCGGCGCGGUGGUGGCGCGGUGCGAGGCGCGCGGGCAGCUGCAUGAUGAACAGGCGGAACUGCUCAUCGCAGACAUCUCCAGCGUCGCCAUCAAGAUCUCCUGCUACCUCGUGUGUCGCAAUGUAAGUAAUGCUUACAUACUGGCCGCUAAACACGACCGUACCAACGACCUCCGAAGAAUAUUACAAGAAGCCGAGAGACUGGGUAAUGACCAAGUACGAAAUGCUUGUCUAAAGAGGCUUACAUCGAAAAAUUUACCAUUAUAGCAUUGAGUAAGUUGGAAAAAAUACUUAGGAACAUAUUAAAUGUAUUGUUUUCUAAUGUUUACGCGAAUUACACUCAUUAUCAUAUAACAA
This is a messenger RNA of Melitaea cinxia (Glanville fritillary), 7120 nucleotides long. It is a transcript of the gene Sptz, whose product is annotated as zinc finger FYVE domain-containing protein 26 homolog. The record is from RefSeq and is a predicted model, not a curated record. Gene Ontology annotation, molecular function: phosphatidylinositol-3-phosphate binding; metal ion binding. Gene Ontology annotation, cellular component: midbody; centrosome; lysosomal membrane. Lineage: Eukaryota; Metazoa; Arthropoda; Insecta; Lepidoptera; Nymphalidae. The coding region runs from base 194 to 7030 and encodes 2278 amino acids. The transcript is spliced from 17 exons. Gene Ontology annotation, biological process: regulation of cytokinesis; double-strand break repair via homologous recombination; mitotic cytokinesis.